AUGGGCUUAAUACACUACACGUGUGUGCAGGGUACUGAGUUUGGAGGAAAAACUGUGGGCCAUGGUACGAACUUCAUUAACACUGCACAUCUUUCAAGAGCCUGCUUAUCCCUCAAGAGAGGCAAUCCAUUUGAUCCCACUCCAGCUAAGAGAAGAAUUUUGCAAACUCCUCCCUUACAGGAAAAUGCUGAGGCUCAGAUAGGCUUCCUUCUCUGCAAGCAGUUGACCUUGUACAGCGUCACUCCUCUAUACAAGUUUUCUUAUGACCGACUGCAGGAAUAUUCUAGACAGCUGUGCUUUGUUAUUGCUGCUGAAAAACAAAAAAGGCUUGCUGUUCAUGUUGAAGGUGACCUUAAAUUUAAAGCGACAUUCUCCUUGGUCUCAGCGUUGAAAACCUCAGAAGAGGACCAGCCAGGAGUCCUCAUUCAGGUUACAGCUGAAAAUCCAGGACCCAAAGUAGUGUGGAUGGGCUGUUUCUGCUGUACUUGUGGAGGUAACGUCCUAGACAAAGCCGUGGAGGAUUUUACUUGCUUCCCUUUGUUCCUUGUAAAUGGACCAGAGAGUCUCUCAGCCAUCAUUGGAACUUGGCUGCAGCAGACGUUUGACUGUUCUUUCAGUCUGUUGACCAUCAGGCCUCUCAACCUUGCUUGGAUGGCUGCAAUGUGGACUGGGUACAAGAUGGAGCGUCACAAAGGACCAGUGGAGCUGACUUUCUCUGUUCCUGGCACUGCUCAACCUCUGAAUAUUUCCUAUGCCAUCCAUCCUGAAGAUGCAAAAGCCCUUUGGGAUUCAAUCCAUACCACUAAACAAGAAGUUCGACAAGAACAGGUGGACUUAUUCAUGGAUGGCCUUUGCUCUCACUUUUAUAGACAUUUCAAAAUCCAUCUUUCAGCCACAAGACUGGUGAAAGUCUCUACAUCUGUAGCCUCCGCCCAUUCCGAUGGGAAAAUAAAGAUUCAUCAUUCUUCAUAUCUGGUGGAAAUCCUGGCAUUGAUGACAGAACUAGCAAUUUCAAAAAUAUUGUGAUGGACUUACAUUG
This is a messenger RNA of Euleptes europaea (tarantolino), 1039 nucleotides long. It is a transcript of the gene CENPL, whose product is annotated as centromere protein L. The coding region runs from base 1 to 1026 and encodes 341 amino acids. Lineage: Eukaryota; Metazoa; Chordata; Lepidosauria; Squamata; Sphaerodactylidae. The record is from RefSeq and is a predicted model, not a curated record. The transcript has 4 exons.